Molecule: messenger RNA, 1713 nt
Organism: Erigeron canadensis
Lineage: Eukaryota; Viridiplantae; Streptophyta; Magnoliopsida; Asterales; Asteraceae
Exons: 3
Coding region: 1-1713 (570 amino acids)
Molecular function (GO): nucleic acid binding; zinc ion binding
Source: RefSeq, a predicted model, not a curated record
AUGGCUGAAAAUCGUAAUGAAGAGGAUGAGCACAAUAGAAGAAACGAAGAGGAAGUCCUCUUUCCCGAGCAUAGCAUGGACAUCUCCGAUCAAAUAGGGAGAGCGUUGGAAAAGUACACUCCUCUUUUACUAAAGAGGUUAAAUCAAAUGAUGGAAGGGGCAAUGAACGAUCACAUUGCUCAAAUGAUUAGAGAAGAGGUUGCGGUCAAUGUGCAACGGGAGUUUGAGAAAAGAGAUGCCAAGGAUAAGGGCAAGAAAACUGAAGACGAAAAAGAAGUGGAAGUGACAGGAGAAAGAUUUACAAGAAGAAGUUCACUUUCAGAGACUUUGAAGUGUGCCACCCACCGGAGUAUCACGGUGACCGUGAUCCCAUUAAAUAGUGGAAAUAGAUGGUGGGAUGGUUUGUUGGCGAUCAAGAAAGAAGCAUUGGAUAAUGUGGAGUGGCCCGAAUUCAAGGCCAUGUUUUUCAAAGAGUUUAGGUCGGAGGCCGAAGUUACCAAAUUGAGAAGUGAAUUUCUCAAUGACUCCCAAGGAAGUCUAAGCUUGAAUGAAUUUCGAGCUCAAUUCUUGGAUAAGGCACAAUUUUGUCCAGAAUUUCUCGAGAACGAUCAAUUGCUAAAAGAGCAAUUCUAUUUAAAGUUGAGGAAGAGUUUAAGAGAGAAGAUAAGCCUACGUCAAAUGGAUUCUUUCUCCAUGUUGGCGGAUGCGGCUAGAGAUCAUGAAAUUGAACAAUCAAGGGUAGAGGAAAGUGAAUUAAAGAGGAAACCCGAAGACACCAAUUCUCCGAAUAAGAGGUUCAAGCAAGAGGGUAGUUCCGAUAAUAACUCUACAAGGAAGAACAUACCAUUUUGCCGUCAAUGCAAGAGAAACCAUUCUGAAGUAUACAAGGCAUCGGAAAAGGGUUGCUAUACGUGCGGGAAACCGGGACACACAAGCCGGGAAUGCAAAUCGAAAUCUCAUAAACCGAUUAUAUGUUUUAAGUGCUUUGAAGAGGGGCAUAUGAGAAGUUCAUGCCCUAAGUUGACUGAAGAAGAAAGACUUGAAGAAAGGAGGAGAGAGGCAGAAAGGAAGAAUGCUCAAGCUCACAGGAAUCCACGUGGAAGAUCUUUUCAACUCACGGUGGAGCAGGAAAGGAACACGGAUGAUGUUGUCACAGAUAAUACUUUGCAAGUCGAGGUGGGUAAUGGUAGAAUGGAGUUGGUGAAGGAUGUGUAUAGAGGGUGUGAAAUCAAGAUUUCUUCUGAACUCUUUCAAGCCAAUUUAAUUCCUUUUCCGAUGGGAGAGUUUGAUAUAAUUUUGGGUAUGGAUUGGUUGAGCUCUUGUAAUGCUAAAAUCGCGUGUGAUGAAAAGGCGAUAUAUUUGAAGACCUCCAAGGGUGAAGACUUAGUGGUUUAUGGUGAUAGGAAAGAACGUUUUAUAUCCAUUUGUACAUUCGCUCGUGCCAAACAUUAUUUGUCCCAUGGAUGUUCAUCCUAUCUAGCUCACAUUGUUGACAUUGAGAAGAAACCUCCACCUAUUGAAGACAUUCCUAUUGUUAGUGAAUUUGCCGAUGUUUUUCCCGAAGACUUGCCGGGCAUUCCUGCCGAACGGCAAGUUGAGUUUUCCAUUGAUCUCACUCCGGGGGCUAACCCCAUUGCUAAAGCUCCAUGUCGUUUGGCUCCAACGGAAAUGCAAGAGUUACUCUCAUUGGGGUGCACCGGUACUUUUCUUUAA